Messenger RNA from Neodiprion fabricii, 3617 nucleotides. Its product is annotated as probable protein phosphatase 2C T23F11.1. Gene Ontology annotation, biological process: protein dephosphorylation. Bases 754 to 1707 code for a protein of 317 amino acids. The record is from RefSeq and is a predicted model, not a curated record. Lineage: Eukaryota; Metazoa; Arthropoda; Insecta; Hymenoptera; Diprionidae. The transcript has 4 exons. Gene Ontology annotation, molecular function: cation binding; protein serine/threonine phosphatase activity.
CGAUUUUCCUGGUUGACGUGAAAAAAAAAAACGUAAUCGUGUAAUUGAUAAUUACACGAGGAUGAAAACGAAAAUCUGUCUAGGCGGUGUUAUGGUGAACGUAUCUGAAUCUGAAUAUUUUCAUUCAAUCUCAGAUACCGACACUCGUGUUUCCUCACGAAUUUAGGCCCGACAUGUGGCUCCGCGCUUCGGCGAGUCCAGCCGAAUAUUGAUCAUCCGUCCAAUGAGGCGGGAAAUGGGGGUGAAAAAAAACGUUGAUGCGUUAAAAAAUUAAAGUGUCGGAGGGAAAAAAAACCUAGUUGUAUUGUUGUGUUUCCGGAAUCAAUCGCCCUGCUCUGCGUGAAUUCAGAGCGAGAGAAACCGAGAUGACGGCUGCGAUAUCGAAUAGUACAAAAGAUAAGAGCUGCGUACGCGUUUUUCGCCGAGAUACGGAGGAGGAAUCGAAGUCGUACCGCGCUGUCACGGUAGAAUAGUACGAACAACAUACACUGACGUGUUACAUACGUAAAUUGACGAUACGUAACUCGGCCGAUCGCAAACGCUUCGAAGGUUAGAGACUAGGCGUUGGGCUCGCAACCUGAUUUUACCUCGACGCGGCGGAACGUCGACGGCACUUCACAGGGCCGAGAGCCGAGAGGCGGUCGUUCCUGCUCUUGGAUAACCUUCAUCAAUGGAAUUUGCUCCUGACCACGCUUACCCGCCGACAACACAAUCAUAGCUGUCAGUAACGUAAACUACCUUCGACGUUCAAAGAUGGGACAAACAUUGAGCGAACCUGUGACUGCCAAGGAGUCUGCCUGCUGCAGGGACGCCAACUACAGGGUCGGGAGCUCCUGCAUGCAAGGAUGGCGAGUCAACAUGGAGGACUGCCAUGUACAUAUUCUCUCCCUGCCCAGCGAUCCUGGAACUGCCUUUUUUGCAGUCUACGAUGGCCACGGAGGUGCUAAAGUUGCGCAAUAUGCAGCCAAGCAUCUGCACGAGUACAUAGCUAGACGAUCCGAAUAUCAGACUGGUAAUGUGGUAGAGGCAAUGCAGCAGGGAUUCUUACAAUUGGAUAGAACAAUGCAGUACGACACGCUACUCAAGGAUGAACAGGCAGGGACCACUGUAAUUGCUCUCCUCAUCAAGGACAACAUUCUCUAUAGUGCAAAUGCAGGUGACAGUCGGGCGGUUGCGAGCGUUGGUGGAAAAGCUGUGCCACUCAGCAAGGACCACAAGCCUUCCCUACGGGCGGAACGUGAGAGAAUUGAAGCUGCAGGUGGAUGGGUUGAGCUGAACAGGGUGAAUGGAAAUCUGGCCUUGUCACGGGCUCUUGGCGACUUUGUAUUCAAGCGAAACGACCGCAAAAGUCCACAGGAGCAGAUUGUCACUGCUUACCCGGAGGUACAGCGGCAUCAAGUGACGACAGAUUGGGAAUUUGUAAUCGUAGCCUGUGACGGCAUCUGGGAUGUAAUGAGUAACGAGGAAGUAGUAGCUUUUGUAAGAAACCGGCUAGCUCAAGGGUCGCAAAACGGGUCUGACGAGGAGGGAAGUAUGGUGGAUCCUGAAGAAGUUUGCGAAGAAUUGAUGAGCCACUGCUUGGCACCAGACGCUCAGAUGGGCACAGGCUGCGAUAAUAUGACGGUAGUGCUGGUGUGUUUUUUACACGGAAAACCAUACUCGCAUUUAGUUGCACGGUGUAAACAGCCUGCAAACCUAACUGCGUAGCUAGUCUUCAUUUUAUUUAUUUUACUAUUAUUUUGUUUGAAAUUUAUUUGUUAAUCAUUGAAAAAAAUGUUCGUACUUUAUAUCAAUCAUAUUAAUAUUACUACUUAUUAAUAAUUAUUGGUAACGCUACUUUUUUGGCGAUUCAAUUGUACAACAACUCGAUAAGUCCUAUAAAUAUUUUUAUACGUAAAAAAAGAAAAUGCAAUUUACGUACUCGCUUCUUACUAUAUUUAAUGCAGUCUACUUACCUCCAAAGAAUUACAAACACGUUAGAGACGAUGCUGACGAUUAGUAGAUUUUCUUUUUAUUUACAUUUCCGUACAACAGGGUCGGAGAAAAGUCACAAUGGUGUUUUUUUUUUUUUUUUUGUUCAAAUAACAUUCAGCUUUCUCCGAUACGCCUAAUGAAAAUAUGUAAUAAUAAUUUUAGUAUUUUAUUUUAUUGGGAAUUACGAGAGCGGCAAUCCAUUAAUAUCCGUAUCUGUCCUGGAUGGAGGAGACUGCGGCAUUGGCCAAUGAGCUUAGCCUGCCUGCAACUUUGUUAACUCCUUGACGGACGCUUUCUCUGACUUCUUCUAAAUCGACAGUACCACCUGCGGCCCGGCCGGACCUUCCGGCACCAGAUGACACUGGCCCGGAUGAAAUAGUCUGGCCGUUACCGUGACUGGGUCCGUCUCCGAAAUAAUCAGCUGACGAAAUGCUUGACGAUCCCUCGAAACGGCGGAGAUUGCUUUUGCGCUCCCACUGUAAAAUGAAACAAGAUCGUUCAGAAAUGUAAGAAUCAUCACACAAAAGCCGGACAUUUCCCACAACAAGCAAUACUAACUGCAUCUCCAUCAGAAGAGCUGUUUCUGAAAUAUUGAUCUGAACUAAUGGCUUUGGCGCUGCCAAACUUUUUCUGUGCUUCGCCCCCGCGAUUAGCGGGUUCACGAUCAGAACUGUGAGAAGGAGGCUUGUUAAUUGUUUGUUGGGUCGGCCGUCGAGGGAUAUCGGCUUCGGCAACAACAAUGAUAUCGUCGGUGUGUGACGAGCUACUGGGAAGCUUUCCAUACGAUGAGGGCGAGUAUGAGAGAUCUUCAAGAUCGAAGAAAAGAUCGUGAUCCUGAUCUCUGGAUCUCGGUUCGCUGGUCAAACUCAUCCUCGAGGCAACUGGCGCACCCUCCUGAGUUAUUACACGCAUAUCACCAAAUGCUGAAUGACUCGCACCCCUGUGAUAAGGAAAAGCAAUUACUCACAUAUGAAUAAAUAGAGAGUGAUAAUACUUGUUUAAAUAUAAUCACGUUAAUUACCGGCGCGCAUUAAAUCCCAUGCCGAGACGUUCAGCUUCUCCAGCUUUGGAUGGGUCCAUCUUCUUCGUUCGUUCCUCAACUUUUUUUGCUUGCAGUGACAGAUCGUGUUCAUAUUGAUAUGCCAGACGCGUAUCAAUUGCGUCUUGCUCCUCCUUAUCCUUUUCGCGUGUUUCUUUCUCUCGAGACUCGCGAUUAGCCUCGGCGACACUUCGUUCCAACUCAUCAAAGUUCGUUUUCACUCUUUGUGCUCCCAAUCCUCCGCUUUUCUUUGCUCCGAGCUGUGAAUCAAUAUCGUAAAAGAUUAUUUGGUUCCGAAUAUAGUUGACAUUCUUAUUUUCUUGCUAUAAUUUACCUACCCCACUUCGUUUCGGUUGAAUUUUUCUAACGCCGAUCGUAGGCUUUCUAUCAGAUGGUUGAGCAGCGUUUGAAUCAUGAUUCAAAAGUGCGCCGGAUACAUUAGGCCCUAUACCACUGAGAUUGGCAGGGUUCGUAGCUGUUAUGGAAGACACUGUGUUGUCAUUAUUAUCCUCACUUACACUGGCGACUAGUGUCGAUUUGGUAACAGGAUCUGAACGUAAAUUUGAUUCAGUAGAAAAGAAGUCAUCAGAUGUCGCUGACUCUU